Molecule: messenger RNA, 490 nt
Organism: Sabethes cyaneus
Lineage: Eukaryota; Metazoa; Arthropoda; Insecta; Diptera; Culicidae
Exons: 3
Coding region: 104-460 (118 amino acids)
Source: RefSeq, a predicted model, not a curated record
ACGGAUACAGCUGUUUAAACAGAGUGCCCAACAGGGAGUCGACAAUUUCAUAUUUCCUAUUCCGGACUGCGAUACCAUUGAACGAUUAGAGGCAUCGGUGAGGAUGUUUCCCAAUGUCAGGAAACAAUACGUUGAACAUCUUAGACGUGUCAAAGAUCAAGCCAAAGACGUGGCGAAGGUCUUUCCGGUUUUGUUCUCGGAUGCUGCGCUCGAAAUGUACAACUAUAAUGGAACAGGUCGAAAGGAGCGAAGACCUAUGAAAGACUACCAUAUUUUUCAUGAUUGUAUGCUAGAAGCGUGGUCAGAAAGCGGAGUAAACGAAACCAGUUUGCAAGAAAACAUUAACAUCGUUAUUAAGCGAGCUGACGGUAGAAAACGUGCCAAACUGUUUAAUUUCCGACGUCGGAUAUUUCAAAACGUGGGCACAAUUUUCUCUAACUUUCCUGAUAUACAGUCAUAAUGCUAGUGGCUCAACAUAUGGUCAUAACGU